ACGUUAUUGCCUUUGGUUCUGGCGAGUCGCUCAUGAAACCAUCCAUUUUAACCAAUAACAAUUUUUACUUCAAAUUUAUUUCAAGUUCUCGACACAGUUACCUCAGCUCGAAAUAACAAGCAGAAGCAGCCGUACUCCCUCCCUCGGAGUCUGCGACAGUUUAUACUUUAAACUAGAAGGUCUUCGAAAUUUCCAGCGAGUCAUUCAGGCAUUCAGACAAACAGUUGGUGACAAACACAGGCUUACUGUCUUCAUCACUCUUGUAUCAAAAAACCAUGGUCACUAAACUGAUAAAGAUCCAGACUUUAUCACUCAUCAAAGCAAACAACAGCAUUACAAGCACUCCCAUUCCACAUUUCUCAUUUAUUCGAUCAAUGACAACCAGCAAAAGGGUGCAAGACCGAAGUGAAAAAAAGCGAAUACAUGACCUGGAAAUAGCCACAGAGAAGUGGAAAAUCAUUUCCAAAGUGUUGUUUUUGAUUGAGACAAUGAAACAGGAGCCUGAACAAGUUAUUUCUGUAAGAUCACUUGAUCAGUAUAGGAGACAGAUUAAUUUACCAAAGCCUCAUAAGAUAUCGGAUUUUCUUCGAAAAUCUCCGAAACUGUUUGAGCUUUAUAAGGAUCAGCGGGGUGUUUUGUGGUGUGGAUUAACGAGACAGGCAGAGGAAUUGGUUGAAGAAGAGGAGAGGAUUUUGGAAGUGACCAGUGAAAAGGCUGUGGAGUAUGUUAGCAGAUUGUUAAUGAUGUCCAUCGAUAAGCGUUUAAAGUUGGAAAAGAUUGCUCAUUUUAGGAGAGAUUUGGGGCUGCCUUAUGAUUUUAGGAAGAACUGGGUUUAUAAGUAUCCAGAUAAUUUUAGGGUUGUGAAGGAUGAGGAUGAAGUUGAGUUCUUGGAUUUGGUUUCUUGGAACCCUUGUUGGGCUAUAACGGAAUUGGAGAAAAAUGUUUUGGGUUUAUCUACAUUGGAUGAAUCGGUUAAGGAUCAUGUACCAGGGUUGCUAUCGCUUGCUUUUCCGAUGAAAUUUCCACCUAAUUAUAAAAAGAUUUAUAGGUAUGGUGGACAGAUUGAUCAUUUUCAGAAAAGGGUUUAUUUGUCACCUUAUGCUGAUGCUAGGGAGCUUAAAGCUGGUUCACAGGAAUUUGAUAAGAGAGCCGUUGCAGUAAUGCAUGAGAUGUUGAGUUUUAUGAAUGAGAAGAGACUGGUUACUGAUCAUCUUACUCAUUUUAGAAGGGAGUUUGUGAUGCCACAAAAGUUGAUGAGGUUGUUGUUAAAGCAUUUUGGAAUUUUUUAUGUUUCCGAGAGAGGGAAGAGAUUCAGCGUGUUUUUGACUGAAGCUUAUGAAGGUUCAGAGUUAAUUGAGAAAUGUCCUAUGGCUAUUUGGAAGGAAAAAGUACAGAAGCUUAUUGGGUAUAGAGGAAGGAAGAAGAAAAUUGAAACUUUUGAUGACUUGCCAGACAUGGAAGAUAGAGAUUUGUUUGAGAGUGAUUCUGAGGAAGAUAUUAUCAGUAUUGCACCUGUGCAUGAUGAGACGUUAAAUGCUUAUAAUGAUGCUUCACAUUCUGAUAAUUCUGAGAUGGAAAUUGGUGAUGUUUGCAGCGCUUACAAGGAUACAUAAAUACAUUUUUUACAGGAUUUAAACUUUUUGUCAAAUUUCUGGGCUAGGACUCAGCCGGUCAAAUGGGAUACAUGCUUAACGGCCUUGGGAAGCUAAGAACUCUAUAUUUGAAUGAUAACAACCUAUUAUUGGCAUUGUUGUGGACUCUCUGCUGGUGCUUCUUUUUUGUUGUUGUGUUUGUUUUCUGCACGAUAAAGGGUAAAAAGAAGGAAACUAGUGUAGCAACUUGUAUUUCUUGAAAAAGGUAUCAUCAGCUCAAAUGGUUGGUCAUUUGGAUAUGGUGCUCCCGAAUCUGCCCUAUGUGGAGUAUACAUCGUAACAGAUUCAUGGAGUUCUUAAUGCUGUGAGUUGGGGUAUAUUAUUUCCACUCGGAAUCAUCAUUGCUAGGUAUAUGAGCGUUUUCCCAUCAGCAGAUCCUGCGUGGUUUUAUCUUCAUGUGUUCUGCCAGGUAUCAGCUUAUGCUGUUGGGGUUGCUGGUUGGGGAACAGGCCUGAAACUUGGGAGUCAAUCUAAACGGGUCAAGUACAGCAGUCACCGAAAUAUUGGAAUUGCACUCUUUGUCCUUGCAACAGUUCAGCAAUGACGUUUAAAACCUAGUGCAUCCUAGUAUUCUUUGCUUGAUUGCUCCUUUUGCCGUUCUGCAGCUGUCCUGUAUGUCCGUAGGUCAAAAUUCUGUAAGCUACUUCACAGAUCGUUAGCAUACGAAAACUACUUAACAUGCCCUCGCAUAUGUGUGUGUCAAGCAGGGGUGUGUACGGGUGGGUGAAACCGACCAACCCGAUCAAAACCGAACAUAUUUCAUCUGAUUCAAUCCGAAAUUUUUUAACCUAAUAAGUAAUUGGAUUGGAAAAGUAUUAAUCCGAUUUAGUUAGGUUGGACAUGGAUUUAGGGUUUAUAAACCGAUCCAACUCAACCCGAUGGAAAAUAUGAGAACGUAAUAAUUUAUCCAUCGCA
Molecule: messenger RNA, 2567 nt
Organism: Daucus carota subsp. sativus
Lineage: Eukaryota; Viridiplantae; Streptophyta; Magnoliopsida; Apiales; Apiaceae
Product: protein WHAT'S THIS FACTOR 1 homolog, chloroplastic
Exons: 7
Coding region: 276-1613 (445 amino acids)
Molecular function (GO): RNA binding
Source: RefSeq, a predicted model, not a curated record